GUCCGCCCGGCGGGGACCUGAAGCCUCUGAGGGCGAUGCUUGGGCGGGGAGGGGGCUGUUCUUCUGGCGGCGCCUCCCAGCCCCAGCGCCAAGCCCAAGCAAGCAAGUCCCAAGUGAUGGAGGAGGAGGAAGCCCGAGUGGCUCCGGGAGGGGUCCGUCUGCGCGGGGGCAGGGGAGGGUCGCUUCCUCCUCGCUCGCUCGCUCGCGGCCGUUCUUCUGCGGCUUUCUUUGGAAGAGGGAGGGGAGUUGGCGGAGAAAGGCGGCUUCCUGCCUGCGGCGCCCUGGCACGGCUCACUCGGCUAGCCGGUCUCAGGCGCCCAUGCUUUGGUGCCGAGGCUGAGGUUCCCUUCCCACCUUGGGUCCCCAGCUGUGGUUGGACUACAACGCCCAUCAUCCCCGAAGGCUGGGGGUGAUGGGAGUUGUCGUCCCAAAUUGGCUGGGGGCCCAUGGUGAGCCGCCCCGCACCCCCGCUUCUCUCUGUGACCAACGGUGCAGACCCACAGCCCAGGCAGGCCGGCCACGUAGCCCAGCUGCCGCGCAUCCUAGCCGGGCAGCGGAGGGGCCGUUUUCACCUGCAAGCGUCUGGGACUCUGCAGGCCCCUCCCCUUCCCAUUUGGGCGGGGCGGGAUUCUGCACGCGCUCAGAGGCACUGUGCUCCCGGCCCGGGGCGGCCCUGUGAGCGGAAGGGCUGGCCCCGCCUGAAGGCGGCUGAGCGGAGAGUCCCCCGCCUGGGCGGUGGUGGCCUCCAGGGGGCAGCCGGAGGAGCGAGAGGCUCGGAGCGGCUGCGGGAGGGACCCGGGGGCAGUUUCGCUUUCUGUUUCUGCCGCCGCCGCCCGCAAUGGAGGACGAGCCGCCGAAAGAGGAGGACACCUGGCAGCCGCAGCAGCACGGCCAGGAGGAGGAGGAGGAGCAGAAGGACCAGCCCUGCUCCGGAGAGGACGGCGGCGCCUCCUCCGACCCGCGGCGGCACCCGGCGCGCUCACAAGCGCUGGGCGGCGGUGCCAAGCAGGCCGACGAGGCGUUGCUGGUGUCCAGCUGGCUUUCCUGGUUUCUGACCUCCUUUUUGGCCCACAGAAGCUCGGCCGGGAAGGAUCGGGGCCAAGAAGAGGCAGAGAGCAGAACCUGCUCAGUGGCAGAGACAGCAGCGUGCCAGAUGAAACCCGGAUGCUUGGAGUCAGAGCUGCAGGCUCUGAGGUCCUCUACUCACCCCCUGGCCUUGCAGUUUCUCCAGGCCCUGGAGAGGCCCAUCCAAAUCGCUGCCCAGCUGUUUGCUGAGAACCAGCGGCUGCAGCAGGAGCUGCAGAGCCAUCCCGGGGAUCAGGUGACCCACUUGUUAGCGGAGAAUCAGCGGCUUCGGCAAGAGCUGCAGGAACUGAAGAGCAGCCGGAAGGCUCAGGGGCCCCCAAAAGGAACUCGCUAUGUGCCAGUUCUGCAGAGCCGAGUUUUUCCUGUGCAGGUCUUGACCACCGGGCACACAGGUGGCUGUGAAAAGCAGUUCUUGAAUGAGGUGGCUCAGCUCCUGGUAAACGAAAGAGUCUCGCUACAGGCGGAGGAUUAUAACAGGAACGUGGAGGGCUUCCUCUUGCUCUUCUGCCCUGUGGUCUCCCGCAUGGGCACCGACAUCGAGAAUGCCCUGGAGGGACUUGGCUGUAAGCAGAAGGUUCUCUUGGUGGUGCUCCAUCUUAAGCCCAAGGACAGCGGCCAGCCCAUCAUCCACCCCAGGCGGCCGGUGGAGCAUCCAGCCUUGGUGACCACUGUGCACGCCUGCUUCUCCAUCCAAGACGGAUUCUACCCCUCCCCGACCAACAAGGAGGCCGUGGCUUCUGUGGCAGUGGCCAUCACCCAAAAGCUGAAGGAAUAUUCUUGAUGCGAAAUGUCCGCCGAGAAGGGAGGGGCUGACAUCUAGGGGCUUGUCUGGUUUGUCACCUCAAGGGGCCACCCGGCUGCUGCUUGUGUCUCCUGGGAUUCUCCUGUGCUCUGAACCCGCAGACAGAUGUCCCGUGUCCUGUAGCAAGCUCAUGCCUUCAGCUGGGGAGAACUUCAUCUGUUGCCUGUUGUUGGGGUUUGAAUCCAUGCCAUGGCGAACUCUCUCUGCAGGCAAAGUGUCUGGUGCGUCUAAGCUGCCAAGGAGCAGGCAUCCAGUUCAAGGGCUAAUGUGAAGGCUGUGAGCUUCAAGCCAAGCCUGGUCUUUAUUUUUGUUUGUUUUGAAAGAAUUAAUACUCCACCUUUCUUGCAACUGCCAGGCCCCAAAUUUUUUAAAAAGAGCAUCUUAAAUCCAAGUUGUCAAAGGGGGCAUCAUGAACACUUAGAUUCCACAAUCUAAAUUUUGGAAUUAUGAUUAGGUGGAGCGCAAGCAUAGAUGCCAGGGUUUGAAGCACCCUGCCCAGCCUCCAAAAUUAGUCAAGCUUGUCAAGACUGCUGCAAAUAUUAGACAUUUACCAUCCACAGGAGUGCUUUUCAUAAGAAAGGAGAUGCAUAAAUUUACAAAGAUUGUCAUGUGUGACAAUGAUAAGCCUGCCUUUUGUGUAUCCAUGCUGGGAAGCGGUUAUUGGCUACGGAGGUGUGAACAUGGUGUAUCUUCAGGCUUGGUUUUUUUUUUUUUUUGCAAACUAUUUGAGGGACAAGAUUCCGCCCUCCACCAAGAAAAAACACCCCAUUUUUAUUUGAAUCAUUCAUAAUCAUUUAUGAAUAAAAUAUUAUUUAUUUGGAGGGCAGUUAAGAAUUGUUGAAGAUGUGUUGAUUGUGACCCUAUCAAAUACUUUCCGAAUUAUAUGCAAUUUUAAUACAUGGAGUCAAUGUUGGAAAAGCUGAUAGUGAUGAAUUGGGAGGUGGAACUGUGAAUGUGUUUGGAAAAGCUCAUCAAUAUCUCUGUAUUGCAGGCUAUUUCAGUUUUUAAUUAACUAUCAAGGACAACUUUCUAAACUUGCUUAUCAGUGGCCUUAUACCCCCGCAAAGAUCAAGAUAAUGACAUCUCCAACAAUGCACUUCAGCCAAAGGCAGUUGAUUUCAUGCAUGUUUGGUGGAAGGAGAAUGGGAUUAAGCAUUAAGAAUUUAAUUCAGGAUGUUGGGGAAAGGAUUAUUAUACUGGCUAUAGCAACCCAUGUAGAUGGCAGUGGAGGUUCUAAAGAAAAGGAGGGUUCUAGAGGAGGUUCUAAAGAAAUUCACCAUACAAGCCCUGAUUCAUGUGAGUGUCCAUCACUGGGAGACUCAGAUACCAAGAGACCAUGGGCAUUUCUGAAUGACCGAAUGCUACAGGUUAGACUUCCAUAUCCCCUCGAUCAUGGGUGGCAGUUCAUAUCUUUAGCUGCCAGUGAUACAGGUGCAUGGAUAAACCAGCUCUAGAGGUGUAUUCUCUCAGUGGCUCUUAAAGGUAAAGUGUGCUGCAAUUUCGACUCCUGGCGCCCACAGAGCCCUGUGGUUUUCUUUUGGUAGAAUACAGGAGAGGUUGCCCAUUGCCUCCUCCUGCGUAGUAUGAACUGAUGCCUUUCAGCAUCUUCCUAUCUUGCUGCUGCCCAAUAUAGUACCCAAUAUAGUACCCAAUGUAGUACCAGUGGGGAUUUGAACUGGCAACCUUCUGUUUGUGAGUCAAGCAUUUCCCCGCCGGUAGCGGCUUGCCCUAACAAGCCAGUGGGGUGCCAAAGGAGGCCCCUUGGGUGGCUCCCUCCGCUCUCCCCUGCCACACCCCCAGAGAGCCAUGCUUGGCGACCAUGCAGGAGCUGUGCCUGCCAGCCUGAGAGGCAAUACAGCUCUUGGAUGGCAGCGGGGUGGGCGGGGAGAGGGUAGCAACUCAAGCUGCUGCUGCCUCUGGCACCCCUUGGAGCCUUAAGAUGAGCUGCUACUGGUUGAUGAAGACGUCCUCAACCUUGGGUCCCCAGAUGUUGUUUGACUACAACUCCCAUCAUCCCUAGCUACAAGGCUAGGUCUUGUGGUAGCAAGUAUGUAUUGCUAAGCAGGGUCCACCCUUGUUUGCAUUUGAAUGGGAAAGGACAUAUAAGAGUGCAGUCAAGAUAUUCCCCUGAGGGGAUGGGGCUGCUCUGGGAAGAACACCUGUCUGCUUCCAUGCAGAAGUGGUUCCCAGUUCCCUCCCUGGCAGCAUCUUCAAGACAGAGCUGAGAGAGACUUCUGCCUGCAAAUUUGGAGAAGCCGCUGCCAGUCUGGGUAGACAAGACGGAGCUAGAUGGACCAAGGGUCUGACUCCGUAGAAGGCCGCUGCCAGUGUUCUUAAGGCCAUGGUGUGUAGACCCCACCACUUGUUAAGAUCAACUGAAGCGGUCUGCCUGCAGCUGCCAUGGGGUUCAGUUGGCAACUGCUCAGGUUUAGGCCUUUUCAGUAGCCGCUCCUGAGCUUUGGAAGGGGCUCCCCACCAAAAUGCAAGGCUUGACUUGUUUAUCUGCCAGAGAUGUGUUUUGAAUUCAGGCAUCUUGGUUGUAUAUAAUAAUUUUAGUUCUGUUUUAAAGUUCAUCCUAAUUGGUUUUAGUCCUGCCCCAUACAAAGAAGUUUCUGAAUGUGAUUGUUUUUGCUGUAACUGUUUUGGAGGCUGCCUAGUGGAAUGUUUAGGUGGCCGAGAAAUGCCAUCCAUAAAAGAUGCCUGGAAACAGCA
Messenger RNA from Hemicordylus capensis (graceful crag lizard), 4600 nucleotides. RefSeq lists its product as uncharacterized. The coding region runs from base 839 to 1867 and encodes 342 amino acids. The transcript has 5 exons. The record is from RefSeq and is a predicted model, not a curated record. Lineage: Eukaryota; Metazoa; Chordata; Lepidosauria; Squamata; Cordylidae.